Magallana angulata is the source of this 834-nucleotide messenger RNA. RefSeq lists its product as uncharacterized. The record is from RefSeq and is a predicted model, not a curated record. Bases 1 to 834 code for a protein of 277 amino acids. The transcript is spliced from 4 exons. NCBI's taxonomy places the organism in Eukaryota, Metazoa, Mollusca, Bivalvia, Ostreida, Ostreidae.
AUGAGACUAGAGGAUGGCAGCAUUGUGUCCAUUCCAGAGGUGGUCAGAACAGUCUGGCACUCAACUUUGAUCAAACUCUAUCUGGCAUAUUGUGAGGAGACAGAGUUUAUUCCUCUGUCUAGGUCUACAUUGUUCCAUAUUCUUCAAGUUUGUCCUGCUUCAAGGCGCACAAAUCUGAAGGGUCUGGACAAUAUAACAGCAGAUGGAGAGAGCUCAUAUGAUGUGAUUCUAUCAGUAGUUGCAGAUGUGGAAAAGUACAUAACAGAUGGAUUAUUGCUAAUGGAACUGAAGGAAUGCAAAGAAUCCUUGGCAUCCAGUAGAAUUUAUAUGAAAACAGAUUUUAAAAUGCAUUUGAAACAGACUGACCACUGCAGUGAUCAUUGCAUUAACCAUGCUCUAAGUGAUCCGCUUGACAUUCAGUUCCAGCAAGCAUGUACUGACCACCAACAUAAUGUUGGUUGCGACCGCUGCCAAUUACUUCCAAAAGCAGUUUUAAAUUUGAAGGAAAUCCUGAGCAAUCUCGCAGAUCUUUCCCCCAACACCAGAGAAGAAUUGUUUAUGGAUAUUGAUGCAGCGGUAACAAAGAUUCUUCAAUGGAAAAGCCACAUAAUUAGAACUAUCAAUCAGGAUACUGCUAGGACACACACACUGAAAGAUCUCCAGCCUGGUGAUAUUCUUAUUAUUAUGGACUGGGCCAUGACAUUCUUACCAAUUACAUUUAGAGAAAAACAGAGCGACUGGUAUGGCCAGAAGGGCAUAAAUUGGCAUGUGUCUGUGUGCAUUUACAAGGAUGAAAACUCAAAUUUAAAGGUGAGAUUAGUGAGAACAAUUUAA